CGUGGACGUAGAAAGUGGGAGGGGCGUGUAAACAGAGAGAAUCCCGAACAAAGAAGAAGAAGCGAAUUUACUUCAACUGAUAAACCGAGUGCAUUGAGCAUAUCAUCAUGCCGAUUCGCCGUUCAGCUGCGGCUCCUCCUAAAGAGGACACGCCUCCAGCACCGGCACCUGAGCCAGAGGCCAAAACAAACUCUGGUGAGUCCACCUCUGCAGAGGAGGAGUCAAAGGAACCUGCAGCAGCCCCAGAGGGAGAGGAAAAGGCAGCCACAGGAGAGAAGUCCACUGAAAAAGCUCCAGAAGACGGAAAGACUGGAGAGGAUGGAGAAACUGCGGAGGGGGAGAAAUCCGAAAAGCAAAGCGGAGCAGAUGAGCAGGGGAAGAAGAAGAAAAAGAAGGAUGCUGCAAAGAAAGCAGAGGAGAAGGAAGGAGGUGAGGAGAAGAAUAAAAAAGUAAAAAGGAAAAUCCCUGCUUGGGCCACGAUGUCCGCCAGCAAACUUGCCUGUGCCCCAAAAAGCCUUUCUGUGUCUCAGCCCAAAGUGGAAGAAAUCCUCCUUGAUGCUAUUCAGAACUGUAAAGAACGAUCUGGUGCUUCUAUCUUCACCAUCAUGAAAUACGUAACCAAGAAAUAUUCCUCCAUGGAAAUGGACAAAAGGACGAAAAGCCAGUACAAGCGGGCGAUGAAGAAGCUGGUGGAAAAAGGAGUAGUCAAGCAGCUAAAAGGAAAAGGAUUCUCAGGGAGUUUCACCAUCGGGAAGCUCCCUACUGAGUCCAACUCGAAGAAGAAGAACUCAACCUCAAGCUUGUCAGGAACGAAGGGUGGGACACUGGGCGAGGCUCUUCCGCUGAUCAUGACUCGCCUCUGUGAACCCAAGGAGGCUUCGUACAUCCUCAUCAAAAAAUACCUGGAGCAGCAUUUCCCCCAGCUCAACGUAGAGAGCAGGCCUGAUGUGCUUAAGAACUGCCUGCAAAGGUCUGUGGAAAAGGGAUACUUGGAGCAGAUCACCGGGAAAGGCGCCUCAGGAACCUUCCAGCUGAAGAAAUCUGGGAAUAAGGUCCUUCUGGGCGGUGGGCUCCUAGAGGAUGCGAUUGUCGCUGCGAUCACCGCCAUGAAUGAGCCCAAGUGCUGCAGCAUAAGCGUGCUGCGCAAGUUCCUAGUAGAGAACCACCAAGACAAGACGGCUUAUUUCAUCGUGGCAAACCUGAAGAGAACGCUGCAGAGGUGUAAGAUGAUGGGCUGGAUGGAGCAGAUCACUGGUCACGGGCUCAGCGGGUCAUACCAGCUCAGCUACCCCUUUUACCCGAGUCCAGACAUGCUGUUUCCAGAAAUGAUGGAAAAAAUCAAACAGAAAGAGAAAGAUAAGCUCCAACGGCAAAAGAGGAGGAGAGAGGAGUCGUCCGAUGAAGAAGAUGAGGAUGAUGAUGAUGAUGAAGAUGAUGAAGAAGAAGAAGAAGAGGAGUCGGAGGAUGAGGAGCCUCCUCCUCGUAAGAGGAGUCAGAAGCGGCCCGCGCCCAGAAAGCGCCAACCUCCACCCAGAAAAAAACCCAAGACUACCAGCAGAAAGCCUGCUCCUGCCAAGAGACCGACAGCUUCAGCUAAGAAAACCUCAGCCUCUGAUAGCAAAACAGCUUCCAAGAAGAUACCUCCACCUGCUAAAGCCACGCCUGUCAAGAAAGCAGCUCCAGCCCGAAAACCUAAAACGCCCAUCGCCAAGAAGAUGACAAGCCGAGUGUCCAAGCGACCAACGCCCAAGAAGGCACCAGCCAAGAAGCAGGAAACCUCAUCCGAGUCUAAAUCUGCUGCUCGAAAGUCUCUCAGGGCCAGGAAGUGAUCUCCUAGCGAUUCCACGCUGUCACCUGUAGCUCCCGUCACUGCAGUGCUUUGCUAAUUCUUUCUUUUUAAAAUAAUUUUAGUAGCUUCACUGUUUUCAAAGUGUCCUGUUAGAAAGAUGUUUUGUUUUUGUUCUGAAAUGUCUACCAUAGUGCUACAUUAGAAGCAAUUCAUUUUUGUUUCUCUUUAUUUUAUUAUUAUUAUUAUUAUAUAUUUUUUAUGACAGAGUUCUUGUGUUGAGAGUACAUCCACACUGCUGUGAGAUCUGAUCUGUAGUCGCCACCACGUUGUCUUGACUGUGCACAUAAAGAUGCUUUUUUCCGACUUGUUUGUCUUGGGGUAGGGAGAUUAAUUUCAUCCACACCGUAACCUUUUCGUUCACACUCAUGUUUCAGCAGUGUUUGAGAAUUCUCCAUCGAAGUAUUCGCGUUUUUCGCUCUUUUUAAAGAAGGCUCUCUUCGUCGUUCUUGUGGAUUUACAGUAAUGUAGGGAAAUAGCAAACCUGGAUGGUUCUUUUGUUUAAAUUAAAAGAGAUAAAGUUACACAUGACUGGUGCCUAGUUUUCAGUUUGACACAUAAUUGGGGCCGUGCAGGAUUUUUUAAAAUUGUAAUAUAAAGGUGUAUCUUUAUAUAUUUUUUUCUUUGUGUAAUAAGUAAAAACUUCCAUGAAUUAAAAUAUGUUGAAUGAUAUGUAACACACCCAGUAAAUAAACCCAGUGGUAUUCGGAUUUAGAAUAUUUGAUUUAAUUUGAGCGUUAAUUAUGGCCUGCAUGUAUGUAACUGAUUAUGCUUUUAUGUAGUCCUUAAUAAAGUGACUAUAUUUGUACUCCCAAUGA
Molecule: messenger RNA, 2664 nt
Organism: Clarias gariepinus (North African catfish)
Lineage: Eukaryota; Metazoa; Chordata; Actinopteri; Siluriformes; Clariidae
Gene: hp1bp3
Product: heterochromatin protein 1, binding protein 3
Exons: 12
Coding region: 108-1829 (573 amino acids)
Biological process (GO): heterochromatin organization; nucleosome assembly
Cellular component (GO): chromosome; nucleosome; nucleus
Molecular function (GO): nucleosome binding; DNA binding
Source: RefSeq, a predicted model, not a curated record